Molecule: messenger RNA, 839 nt
Organism: Arabidopsis lyrata subsp. lyrata
Lineage: Eukaryota; Viridiplantae; Streptophyta; Magnoliopsida; Brassicales; Brassicaceae
Exons: 1
Coding region: 113-586 (157 amino acids)
Biological process (GO): mitochondrial respiratory chain complex III assembly
Source: RefSeq, a predicted model, not a curated record
GGCCUAAACAAUUUUAGCUUCACUUGAAGCCCAGUCUGUUAUUGAGCAUGUUGUUUGCCUCUCGGUCUCGGAGUCGGAAAUUUUCAAUGUUGGUGUUGAGAGAAAGAGAGAGAUGAUGGCUACGAAGCUUCAGAAAUGGCGAAAUCUGGCCGGUCGUCUAGAUCUGAUGUCUCGGAGAGAUGCUGUAUCGUCGAGGCGUCUCUUGCACGAAGGUCCAGACACCGUAGAGGAGCUUCUCGAUAGACAUCUAGCGAAGAAAGAGAAACCAAUAAUCGACGACGAUGAGGCCGAGUUUUUGAAUAGACGGCGUCUGACGAGCACGCGCCGGGAAGCGUUGAGUUUGUACAGAGACAUACUACGAGCGACGCGAUUCUUCACAUGGACUGAUUCUAGGGGAAACCUAUGGAGGGACGUGUUGAGAGAGAACGCGAGGAAGGAGUUUGAAGCGGCCCGAUUUGAGACGGAUCCGGAGGUUAUCACAAGGCUUCUGAUUGGUGGAAGCGACGCCGUUUCGUCUGCUUUAGAUAAGCUCGCGGAGAAGCAAAGGGAGAUGAUCGAGAAAAAACGCCGUGGCGAUCAACCCUGAAUUGACGGAUCAUAGGACAUGAAUGUUUCAACCGAAUGAUCCUUUUGAGUUUAAAGUGGAAUGCUUCUUCUUGGUAAAUGGUUGAAAGAAGAAGAAGAAGCUGAAAGAUUUUUGGUUUCAAAGAUCAUUUUGGGUUUGAUGCCAUUUUAGUGUUAUAAUUCACUUACACACCUUCGUUUGUGAAAUUAUCCUUCAUGUCAUUGUAGAGUUUGUAUACACUUCUACAACGCUAUUAAAAAGGCUUUUGAUUUUA